AUGUACAGCUCUCUGGUUGCUCUCUCUCUUUCUCCCCCCCAUCGCGCGCUGUCUGUGCACCUCAAGCUGCAGCACUGCAGCAGCAGCAGCCAGUUUCUCACUUGGGGGCAGACGGGGCCCUUAAGAGCCCCUGGCGCUGCGGUGUCUGCCCAGGCUGCCUCUGUAGAGACAGGGCGAACACUCAUCUGCAUCAGCAGCAGCAGAGUGGCCUCGUUAAUCGCAGGAGGAGUGGCAAUAACGGCAGCAUCAAGAGCAGCAGCAGCAGCAGCAACAGCAACAGCGGUAACAGGAGCUGCAGCUGCAACAGCGGCAGCUGCCGCAGCUCCUGCUCCGUCUCUGACUUUUUCCAGUUGUCUUUCUUGUCGUUUUGUCCAUGGAGAUUCAGAACUAGAGUUCUUCUCAACUGCUGCCUGUACACCGCACUGCCCAGACACCCCGACGGGCCCAGCAGCAGCAGCAGCAACAGCAGCAGCAGCUGCAGCAACAUCAGCAGCAGCAGCAGCAACAUCGGUCGUCGAGAUGGACGGCAGUGUUCAGGAGAGCAACCCCAGUACCGUCAUUGUUUCUGCUUCAUCGAAAGCAGUAGAGACAGCGGCAACAGCAGCAGCAGCAGCAGCAACAGCAGCAACAACAACUGCUGCUGCUGCUUCCUCGAGCAGCUGCCCAGAGCCUGCGCAAGCCGACACCGUUUCAGAGGCCCCCAACAGCCCCAAAAGGGGCCCCCGCAGCGGGGCCCCCUCGAACCCUAGGGGGGACCCCUCCAAGAAGGUGGCCCCCAGGCAAGAUGCAAAGACAAUCUAUCACUUGCUGCCGGAGUCUGAAGCAGCUUUUGCUGCUGCUGGGGGGCCCCCCGAGGGCCCCAAGACUUCUGGGUCUCUUGGGGCAGGCCUGUCUUCAGGGGCCACAGCGGGGGGCCCCCCCCAAGAGUACCCUCCCGAGGGGCCCCUUGCAAAUUCUCGAGAGGGGGCCCCUCCAGGGGGCCCUCUUGGGGUACCGCCUGAGGCACGGCUGAUUACCUCUACGGGGAACAGCCCCGAGGGGACACCUGCAGCGGGGGCCCCCCUGGGGGCCCCUCCGGGGUCCAGUGGAGGGGCCCCUCUGGGGGCCCCUGGCGGGGGCGUUACCCGGGGUUUUGCUGCGGGGGGCCCUGGGGGAGAGUCUUUGGAGUUGAGGAAAGAGAUAGAAAUGAGAAAAGAAAUUGAAAUAAAAAUAAGUGAAGAAGACGAGCAGUCUGCUGUCACUACAGCUGACGCCAGCAGCCCCCGAAGCGCCAGCAGCGAAAUCCGCCAGUUAAAUCAUAUUGGCAAAAGUGGCCAAGGGGUGGAGGGGCCCCCAAGGAGCCACGGGGGGGGCCCCCCCUCCCAAACAGGCAAGCAAGGGGGCCCCCCUGGGGGUCCCCCGAAGGGGCCCCCUUCCCCUUGCUCCUCCCCCCACAAGAAUGCUGGGGGCCCUCCCAGCCCUUUUCAAGGGGGCCUUUUGGCCUCGGAGGCCCUGGGGGCCCCUGGGGCUUGUGGGGCCCCUGGAGAGGCCCCGCGGGCAACUGCUGUGGGGGGCCCCCCAAGGGGACCUCCCCAGGGCAGCCGCGGCGUCUAUUGGGUUUUUAUUUUGUUUUUUCUUGUUGAAGUUUUCAUCAACUUUGAUGCGGGGGUAGUUCCCGCCAUAUUGUCGACUCUUAAGGCGCAGUUUCAGCUCGAUGGGACUACUGAAGGCCUACUGGGGGCCCUGCCAUACGUAGGCCUGGGCCUCUGCAGCCCUUUCGUGGGCCGCGGGCUCACCCGUUUUUCGCCGAAGUCCUUUUGCCUGCUGACGAUGACAGUCAAUUUGGCAGCCACGGUUAUGUUCGGGGUAGCAGUGCAUCGCUGGAUGCUGUAUGUUUCGCGUUUGCUGAUGGGUCUCACUCAAGCUGCCAUCAGCAUCUACACUCCUGUCUGGGUGGACCAUUUCGCGCCUCCUUCUCAGCUCACCCUUUGGAUGGGACUUGCUCAAGGAGGCGUCGUCAUAGGCACCAUGUUGGGUUGUGUCACGGCUGGAGUGUUUGAUGCUGCUGGGAAGUCAGGAUUUGGGGGCCUGGAGUGGCGGCACGCCUUGGCAGUGCAAUUCGUCUGUCUGCUGCUGCUGCUUGUGGGCUGGGCCCUGACGCCGCGCUCGUUGCUGGAGUUUGACCUUACUGCAGCAGCAGCAGCAGCAGCAGCAGACACAGAGCUCGUCUCAGUGGCCUCUUCCAGGGAGGAGGAAGAAGCAGACACGGAGACCGAACCAGAGACAGGAAAGGACAAGGAGGAGCUACUGGGUCUAGGUUUAGAUGUAGGGACUCCAGAGGUGAAGGUAGGCCCUGAGGGGCCCCCAAUGGGGGCUCCCCAGGGCCUACUCCCCUGCAGCCACAAGCAGCAGGGGCCCCGCUCUCGGCGGGCGCAGAGUGCAUCAGGAGCUCAGGGCCUCAGGAGCAGCGGGCGCGCCAGGAAUGCCGCAGGCUCACCUGGUGGACCCCCAGCAUCCUCUAGUGCUGCUGGGGACGCUGGGGAGAAGCAAGGAGAAAGCAAAAAUGCAGAGACUCAGGGGGCCCCUAGAGCUGCUGGAAAGGAAAAGAAGCAAGUGCAAGCAGCCCAUAGACAUUCAGACCUCCCGGAGUACCUAAAAGAUCCUCUUUCGAACUUUCUGCCUCUGGACUUUUUCGCAACCAGCGCAGACCACCGCAGGGUGUCUCGACACCCCGGAGGGGGCCCGUUGCCCCGACGCCUCGAGGGCCGCCACAGCGCCUUCUGCGGCUGCGAGGCCUUCAGGUACACAGAAAGGGCAUUUUCCCCGGGAAGUUGGGGCCCCCGGGGCUUGCCAGUGCAAGGGGGGCCUCCCGGGCCCCUGAUGAGCCGGGCCCACUCGGCUGUGGACUCGCGGGAGGGCGAGCGGUGGGCGCCUUUAGCGGGUGCCUUUCGGGAGGACGUUGCUGCUUGUGGAGCAGCGCCUGCUGUGGGAGCUGCUGCGGCGGCUGCUGCUGCUGCAGGCAGCAGCGCCGCUGCUGCGCCCGGCCCCGAAGGCGUGCAGACCUUUCAGUACCAAAUGACUUUCCUCACCCCCCACCCAACUACUCUUGCUUUUGAGGCUCUUAAUUGGGCCUCUGGCACACAAGACCCAAUGGUUUUGGUGCAGAGAGACCCGCGGCAGGCGCAGGCUGCAGAGACUGCUGAGGGUUUGGGGCCCCCGCAGGGGCCCCCGCAGGGGCCCCUGGAGCCGCGCAAAGAUGGAGAGCACGGGAGCAGGGUUGCGCCCGCCGACGCAGCACUGGCAGCUCAAGCAGCUCCUGAAGGGGGGCCCCUCAAGGGGCCCCCAGAGGUGGACCUGGAGCUGAACUGCAGGGAAAUGGCGCAGGCAGCAGCAGCAGAGAGGCAGCAAGUGGAGACAACAGCAACGUCCAGCCCGCGGAGCGUGGCCAAGACGUACGGGGUCGGGGACUCCGUGCGAAUUUUGUUUUCGAGCCCGCUGUACGUUUGCGUCACUUUUGCCCUUUGCGCUCUUUUCUUCGAAGUGACUGCAAUUCAGUUUUGGUCCAUUUCUUACUUUCACGAGGUCCUACAGUACCCCACAGCAACUGUGCUGGUGUCCUUCAAUGCCACUGCUGCAACAGCUCCUAUUUUGGGGGUCUUGGGCGGCGGCUGGUUCAUAGACUUCGUGGGAGGCUACAAGGACGAGCGGGGAAUGCGGCGCACGAUGUCAGUGCUGCUGCUGUGGGCUGUGGGCUGUUUGCUGCUGGGCGUGGGGGCUGGCUGGUCGAGCAACUUUUGGUUUAUUGUUUUUUGCAUGUGGUGCAUUCUUUUUCUGGGGGGAGGCAUUUUGCCCGCCGCCACGGGCAUAGUGAUCGCCUCAGUCCCAGUCGAAGUCCGAGCCUUCGGCAGCGGCUUCUGCAUGAUGAUCUACAAUGUGCUGGGUUAUGUCUUGGGCACAUUUCUCCCGGGCAUUCUCAUUGAGGCCGCCAGCCUUCUUUGGGGAAUGAGGGUAAUUUACUUGUGGUCCAUCAACGGCGUGAUUGGCUUUGCAUGCGCCUGCUGCUUCCUCUGGCGCUUGAGAAUCGAACCGAAGUUCAUUUCAGAAGUGCAGGGAGACCCUUGGGUCGAGCACUUGAAGGCAGACAGCCGGCAGGAAGUCAGUGGGGAAGCUGCUGCUGAAAGCAGAUACCCAAGUAGCCAGCUGGGGAACAGCUAG
Eimeria tenella is the source of this 4194-nucleotide messenger RNA. RefSeq names its product transporter, major facilitator family domain containing protein, putative. Gene Ontology annotation, molecular function: transmembrane transporter activity. NCBI's taxonomy places the organism in Eukaryota, Apicomplexa, Conoidasida, Eucoccidiorida, Eimeriidae. Gene Ontology annotation, cellular component: membrane. Gene Ontology annotation, biological process: transmembrane transport. The transcript has 10 exons. The coding region runs from base 1 to 4194 and encodes 1397 amino acids. The record is from RefSeq and is a predicted model, not a curated record.